Messenger RNA from Heterobasidion irregulare TC 32-1, 1524 nucleotides. RefSeq lists its product as uncharacterized. The coding region runs from base 64 to 1524 and encodes 486 amino acids. Lineage: Eukaryota; Fungi; Basidiomycota; Agaricomycetes; Russulales; Bondarzewiaceae. The record is from RefSeq and is a predicted model, not a curated record. Gene Ontology annotation, cellular component: cytoplasm. The transcript has a single exon.
GUAGGCUAUCGCUCCCCACUCUCGACCACCAUCUACCUCCUCGUCUGCUCCUAGACAAUCCCAAUGUCCUCGCGCAAUCCAUUCCGGACGCCUACCGUCACCCCUCAGCCCACAGGAGCAUCUGCGACAUCCUCGAUCCAAGCCCUCACAUCCUCGCACAUACCACAUGUCACCCCGCAACGCUCAGACACCUACUAUCCUCCUCCAGCAGGCCGGCCACCGCCUACAACCUCCCAGAACUCAUCUACUUCUCAACUCGGACAACUAGACACUGAUCUCCCUGCACCCUCCACAUCCAUUAGCGAAGAAGCCCCUCCGGCAUACACUCCAGCACCCGACAUAAACGUCGGCGAAACCACGGUCGACAUUGGACCUCGCAGGCCCUUCCAACAAGCCCCUUCACUUCCUCCUCCUCAGCAACAACCAUACUUCACCGGCACGCCGAACCCAAAUCCGCCACAUCCCCAUCCCCAGUCCCACUCUCAAUGGGCUCCUCCACCAAUGCACCCGCUCUCGCGCAACUCGACAGGAACCCCCGCCACCCUCGCGCCGCCCACUCUCUCUCGCAGGCGCUCCGGCUCCGACGUGCACGCUUCCGCCGCGCCUGCCUCGCCGACCACGCCGCUCUCCGACUUUGCCCGUGACUUCUACGCUGCGGGCGCCGAGGCGCCCGUGGCCGACGCAGAGAGCACGUCGACGAAUGAGGCGAGCGCCAGUGGUCCUCGCUAUGCGCCUCCGCCUGGGAACCCGCCUGGAAGACGGCCGACUACUAUGGAGAAUGACGGGCGGCCGACGCAAACGCCAGUGCCUGGGCAUCCGCUGCUCAAUAAGGGGCAGGUGCUCGUGUACCCUGCGGGCCAUGAAUGCACGAAAUGUGAGCAGUCCCCCCUUGAUAUCUAUUUCGCUUUCGCUGGCGAAGCAAAAACGAGCGAAACUGCCCGUUCGAUCGAGGGCGCUUUUCUUACGCACGCAUCUUUGUGUCUCGUAGGCAAGAAUACAGGGUACAAGAACUUCGAUCCCUCGCACCCGUGCCGCAAGUGCUGGGAAAAGCAUGCCAAGCCUUUCACCGGCGCGCUCGUCUACAUGCCCUGGGACCCCAUCUCCGCCUCCACCUCCGCGUCCUCGAACAAGCGGCAGACGUACCAGCGGCCCUUGCCCGUGUUCAGGCCGCCGCAGUUCUCCGCCGCAUCCUCGUCGCACCACGCCGAUUAUCACCGGCGCAUCGCGUCUCAGCCGCCUCCCACCGCUCCCAUGCACUCUCCGCCCCCGCAUCCGCCUCCACCCCAGCAUAUGCCCUCGUCGUCUCCGCACCCUCCACCGCCUCAUGUGUACUCUCCUCCGCCGCGAACGCAGCUCGUUGGGUGGGGAUCCAUUCCUCCUCCUGGUGCGGUAGUGAUGCGCCCCGGGGACCCUCGAUUGGGUGGCCAGCUUUGUUGGAAAUGCAGCGGGCGCGGCGCAGUUACUUUUCUCUUGUUCGAGGAGCGAUGCGAUCUGUGUAAUGGUGUCGGGAGGACGUUCAGGUGA